This is a messenger RNA of Trichoderma asperellum CBS 433.97, 1152 nucleotides long. RefSeq lists its product as uncharacterized. The record is from RefSeq and is a predicted model, not a curated record. NCBI's taxonomy places the organism in Eukaryota, Fungi, Ascomycota, Sordariomycetes, Hypocreales, Hypocreaceae. Gene Ontology annotation, molecular function: FAD binding.
AUGUCAGUCCCGCCAAUUGCAAUUCUCGGAGGUGGCCCAAGCGGCCUUACUCUCGCUCGACUGCUAGAAUGCAACAAAAUAGACUAUGUUAUUUACGAGCGUGAUGCCUCCUCAUCGAUAGAGGGCCAAGGGGGCUCGCUCGAUAUCCACGGGACGACCGGCCAACAGGUUUUGAAGGAAGCAGGUCUUUUUGAGGAAUUUAAAAAGUAUGCGCGCUGGGAAGCGUCGAAGACAAUCAUCCAGGAUAAGAACGGUACCACGCACCUCGUGUUUGGAGAAGAUCAAGAUGCUCCAGAAAUUGACCGCGCAUCGCUGCGCAAAAUUCUUGUUGAAUCUAUCCCCCCAAGCAAAAUUCGAUGGGGUCAUCCUGUUAAAACCGUUGAAAACCUUGGUAGUGGGGAAAUAACAAUCAAUUUUGUCAACGGUACUUCUGUCAGCGGCUUCAAGCUGGUUGUUGGUGCGGAUGGCGCGUGGAGUAAAGCAAGACACUUGCUCACUUCUGCAAAGCCACAAUAUUCUGGCAAGCAUUAUCUUGAAGCAAAGAUUUCCACCUCGAAUCCAUUUUAUCCGACCAUCAAUGAAAUAGUCGGCGUCGGAAAUCUCAUAGCUCUGGGAGAAGGCAAACAGCUUUCGGCUGCAGAGCAGGGAGAUGGCUCUUAUCGUAUCUACAUUGGCUUGGUGGUCCCUGAGGACUUUGCUAAAAGCGGCAUUGUGGAUCUCUCCAAAGCAGAUGGAGAUGUUGCCCGCAGUCAAUUCAUAACCAAUGCCGACUUCUUCGGAACUUGGGGCUCUGAGCUCAAAGACGUUAUUGCGAACUCGCAAGGCGCUUUUAAGUCUUGGCCUCUUUAUUACCUCCCACCAGACGCUCUAUCGUGGGAUCGUGUUCCAGGCAUAGCUCUCGUAGGAGACGCUGCUCACCUGUCUACCCCAUUUGUGGGAGAGGGAGUCAACUGCUCGAUGUUUGACUCUCUGGUACUGGCUAGACAGAUCGUGGAGCACGGUUUGGAAAAGCUAGAUGCAGCAGUGGAAGCAUAUGAAAAAGACAUGUUUGAGCGCGGAAAAGACUUGAUAGAGAGAAGCAACGGGAGUGCCGCUUUCCUAUUUGCGCCGAAUGCUCCGAAACCUCUAUUGGAUGUUAUUGCAAAGAGUUAA